AUGGAAAAAUACAGCCCAACCGAGCCUUUGCAUCAACGUCUGCUAAGCCAAGACUGUGCUGACGACGGUGAGAGCAGCAGCAGCAAUUUUGGCUUCUCCAUGCCUCAACCUACGUCGGUGCGGAGCAGGCUGAGGGACAACAUCGCUGGUUUUGUUUGCUGUCUGUUGCUCUGCUAUAUUGCUGUCAUCUCAACCAUCAACUUCGCAACCAAGAGCGGCGGCGGCGGCUCGUCGCACCGCACAGCACAAGAGUCAUUCAGUAGCAUGUUUCCAGCGCUUCCUGACCUGCACAUUGAGUAUCAAAAGCGGGUCGAAUGGGUCGACCCCCGACCUCACCCCUUCAACCUGCCCGUGUCGGACGCGCUCGACACGGCCUGGGAGGACCUCCUCUACAGCCUCAACGUCCGCGUCCGCCCUCAUGAGAUGCAGCUCAUCAACGAGACCAUGGUCAACCGCGCCCGGGUCACGGGCGACGGGUACGCCGCGGCGAUGGGCAUCUGGCACGAGCUCCACUGCCUGAAUAACCUGCGCAAGCUGCUGCACUGGGACUAUUACGGCCCCAAGUACGGCGGAAAGGAGAAUCCCGAGGCAUUUGGGAAGGGGCACUCAGACCACUGCAUCGAUAUGAUCCGCCAAUCGCUCAUGUGCAGGCCCGACACCUCGCUUUACCCCUUCCACUGGGGCGCGGACGGCAUACCCAGCAACCACGUCAAGGCCAAGACCCCCAAGACAUGCGUCAGGUGGGACAGCCUGGAGACCUGGGCGCAAAAGAGGGCGUUGAGGCCGGGCGAGUACUCCUACGUCAGGGAUCACUCUGCCAAUGAGCAUUCAAAGGCCAGGGGGCAGAAGAAUAAGCCUGAGUCCUCCUGA
Pyricularia pennisetigena is the source of this 870-nucleotide messenger RNA. RefSeq lists its product as uncharacterized. The record is from RefSeq and is a predicted model, not a curated record. Lineage: Eukaryota; Fungi; Ascomycota; Sordariomycetes; Magnaporthales; Pyriculariaceae. The transcript has 3 exons. The coding region runs from base 1 to 870 and encodes 289 amino acids. Gene Ontology annotation, biological process: mycotoxin biosynthetic process.